AUUCUGACCUGAGACCUAAACUUUUUCAUAACUGAGUGGACACGGAACAGGAUCUCGCUGCUUCCUUAUUCAGUGUCACUUGUUAGCCAAUCAAACACAGUCCUUCCUCUAACAUUAGAGGACGUACAGAGGGGUUUUACACUCAUUAAGUAAUUUUGAUCGAGAUGGCAUCGCUCAUGUUUGCUUCAUGUCUGACUUGUCUUUUGGUUUGGAACAAAGCCUUGGCAACAGAUCCUAAAGUGUCUAUUCGUCAAGACGGAGGUUUGAUAUUGGCUGAUGCUGGUGGCACAGUGACUUUACGAUGUUUCUAUGAAUGUAACACUCAAGCGAUGUUUCACUGGUAUAAACAAACUUUAGGUCAGAAACCAAAUCUGAUUUCUACCUUCUUUGUAAGUGAUACAACUGGCACCUUUCAAGGUGACUUCAAAAACAAUUCACGAUUUCUACUGGAAACUAAAAAUGGUACUUACCACUUAACAAUCUCAGAUUUAUGUAUUUCAGACUCAGCUACUUAUUUUUGUGCCAGUAUCUUUAAAUACAACUUUGAAUUUGCUGAGGGCGUCACAGUCAGUGUUAAGGGUUCAGACUCCAACAUCCCGGCUCUGGUGCAUCAGUCGGUGUCUGGGAGCAUCCAGCCAGGAGGCUCUGUGACUCUGAACUGUUUAGUACAAACUGGGACCUGUGAUGGACAACACAGCGUUUACUGGUUCAAAGACUCUGAAGAAGCUUGUCCAGGAAUUAUUUACACCCACGGAGACAGAAAUGAUCAGUGUGAGAGGAAACCAGACACACGGACACACACCUGUGUCUACAACCUGCCUCUGGAAAGCCUUAAUGCUUCUCAUGCUGGGACCUACUACUGCGCUGUCGCCUCAUGUGGACACAUUCUGUUUGGAAAUGGGACCAAUCUGGACCUCAGGUCAGAUGCAGUCUCUCCUGUCCUAGUGUAUUUCUUGGGUGGGGCUUUGGUGUUGACCACCACCCUGACUGGGUUACUAACAGUAUUAGUGUACAGACUUCAUAAAGCGAAGAGCUGCAAAUAUACAGAUUCUCAAGCUUCUUCCACAGUAAAUGCAGAGGGUGAUCAAGAUGCAGAGAACCUCCAUUAUGCUGCUUUAAGGACACAAAGGUUCAGAGUGACCAGAAACCAGACGAAUGAAGCUGACUGUGUGUAUUCCACUGUCAAACUGUAGAAUUGAUCAUUAUAUAUUUUGUAUGUAUUUCACAUACUGUAGUAUACUGUAUCUUUAGACCACUUUACAUUACGUAUAUUUCUUUAUAAUUUUAUGUGUAAUUUCCAGUUUCUGUAACGGAAAAGCUCAAUCACUUGACUCAUUGUGGGUUGAAAGGAACUACUUGAAGAAGAAUAUGCAGAGGAGAGAGGAUUUAACAUAUCAGCACUGUCACCUCUGACCCUCAGUGCUGCACUGCUGAACGCAUUGAUGGGUGUUGUAUGUAUACAUCAAAAACACCCAGUGUUCUGGUACCUGCACCUGUUGCAGAUGACGCUACAACCACUGUGAGGUCUUUUUAUAGUUCUCUUUGCGGUCUGCAAUCAAAAGAUGAGUAGUCCGCGCUUCUUUGGGGGUCUUUGUGCAUGUGGUUUAACUUUUUUCUUCUCUUUUGAACUAAAAUGACAAUCCAACAAUCUUUUUUUAUUAGUAUUAUUAUUUGACUGCUGUUAAAAUUUACCACCAAUGUACGUUGUGAAUGAAGAAGUCAUGAAGUAAACCCUGAUAUUUGCAGCAGGAUUAAAAAGUGUUUGCUCUUUUAGAUCUUUUUUAGGAGAGUGAAGACACAUGUCAACUUGCUAAAGCAGGUGAACUCUGAUCAGGUAGUUCUCAUGGAAAAUCUUGUUCAUUAAAAAGGUAUCAAAUAACA
This is a messenger RNA of Betta splendens (Siamese fighting fish), 1881 nucleotides long. RefSeq lists its product as uncharacterized. The transcript is spliced from 5 exons. Gene Ontology annotation, biological process: response to bacterium. Lineage: Eukaryota; Metazoa; Chordata; Actinopteri; Anabantiformes; Osphronemidae. Bases 165 to 1193 code for a protein of 342 amino acids. The record is from RefSeq and is a predicted model, not a curated record.